Salvelinus fontinalis (brook trout) is the source of this 2463-nucleotide messenger RNA. It is a transcript of the gene cd247, whose product is annotated as CD247 molecule. Gene Ontology annotation, biological process: cell surface receptor signaling pathway. Gene Ontology annotation, molecular function: transmembrane signaling receptor activity. Gene Ontology annotation, cellular component: membrane. The coding region runs from base 509 to 976 and encodes 155 amino acids. The record is from RefSeq and is a predicted model, not a curated record. NCBI's taxonomy places the organism in Eukaryota, Metazoa, Chordata, Actinopteri, Salmoniformes, Salmonidae. The transcript has 7 exons.
UAUUAGGUAGAUGAUUCCAAUAGAACUAAUAGCACACAGCUCUUCAGUCACUGGGCUACUAAGUAGAUGAGUCCAAUACAAUUGUAUAACACACAUCUCUUCAGUCAAAAACAAAUUCCUCUCAACAUUGACAGGAAGUGCCUCCUCUGAGUAAUGAGAAGGAGCCAUGUCUUUAGAGUUGAGGAUAAGGGAAGUGUAGGCCAGGCUGAGAGAGGCGUGUGUGUCUGUCUUGUGUAACCAGGUGGAGCAGCACUAAGCCACUUCCUGUACGCUAAGGCGAGGAGCCGCCAGCGAGUGGAGGCAUCACUCAGCCUCAAGCAGCUGCUGUAGGAGGACAACACCACCCCAACACAGAGAGAGACAGGAGAACGAGAGGUUGCCCACAAUACCCAGCUUUGGAGGGCCAUCAUCCCCCAAGGCCCAGGAAGACAGAAGAGAGGACAGCAGAGAGGAGUGUGGGACGGUUUCUAAGAGAAGGGGCUCGACCGCACCCAUCCAGAGAGGAGCGAUGGACCCUCGGAAGUGGACGGGAGGCCUGCUGGUUCUGUCUACUGCACUACCCUAUGUCGAGGCGAUGACCCCACUGUACGACCCUAAACUCUGCUACAUUCUGGACGGCUUCCUCCUGCUCUACGGUCUCAUCAUCACUGGACUGUUGCUCAGAGAGAAAUUCUUCAAGUCCAAGAUAUUGGAGGAUGAUGAUAUCUACACUGAUCUGAAACCUACGGACGGGGGCGGUUAUGGACGAGUAAACAGAAGGGAUCCAGAGAGUGCAACGGCACGCGAUAAUCGCAGGAAUAAUGACGACACUUACACGUCCCUUAAAAAACCAACAGACGACACGUACAGGGAGAUUGCUGUGAAGGACAAGCAGCGCCGCAGGAACAAGAACGACCAGGUGUACCAGGGUUUGAGUGCCGCCACCAAGGAUACCUAUGACUCUCUCCAGAUGCAGCCUCUCCCUCCGCCUCGCUAACAGAAACAUCAUGGAGGAUCAGCCUCUCCCUCCGCCUCUCUAACAGAAACAUCAUGGAGGAUCAGCCUCUCCCCCCGCCUCGCUAACAGAAACAUCAUGGAGGAUCAGCCUCUCCCUCCGCCUCGCUAACAGAAACAUCAUGGAGGAUCAGCCUCUCCCCCCGCCUCGCUAACAGAAACAUCAUGGAGGAUCAGCCUCUCCCUCCGCCUCGCUAACAGAAACAUCAUGGAGGAUCAGCCUCUCCCUCCGCCUCGCUAACAGAAACAUCAUGGAGGAUCAGCCUCUCCCUCCGCCUCUCUAACAGAAACAUCAUGGAGGAUCAGCCUCUCCCUCCGCCUCGCUAACAGAAACAUCAUGGAGGAUCAGCCUCUCCCUCCGCCUCGCUAACAGAAACAUCAUGGAGGAUCAGCCUCUCCCCCCGCCUCGCUAACAGAAACAUCAUGGAGGAUCAGCCUCUCCCCCCGCCUCGCUAACAGAAACAUCAUGGAGGAUCAGCCUCUCCCUCCGCCUCGCUAACAGAAACAUCAUGGAGGAUCAGCCUCUCCCCCCGCCUCGCUAACAGAAACAUCAUGAAGGAUCAGCCUCUCCCUCCGCCUCGCUAACAGAAACAUCAUGGAGGAUCAGCCUCUCCCUCCGCCUCGCUAACAGAAACAUCAUGGAGGAUCAGCCUCUCCCCCCGCCUCGCUAACAGAAACAUCAUGGAGGAUCAGCCUCUCCCUCCGCCUCGCUAACAGAAACAUCAUGGAGGAUCAGCCUCCCCCCCGCCUCGCUAACAGAAACAUCAUGGAGGAUCAGCCUCUCCCCCCGCCUCGCUAACAGAAACAUCAUGGAGGAUCAGCCUCUCCCUCCGCCUCGCUAACAGAAACAUCAUGGAGGAUCAGCCUCUCCCCCCGCCUCGCUAACAGAAACAUCAUGGAGGAUCAGCCUCUCCCUCCGCCUCGCUAACAGAAACAUCAUGGAGGAUCAGCCUCUCCCCCCGCCUCGCUAACAGAAACAUCAUGGAGGAUCAGCCUCUCCCUCCGCCUCGCUAACAGAAACAUCAUGGAGGAUCAGCCUCUCCCUCCGCCUCGCUAACAGAAACAUCAUGGAGGAUCAGCCUCUGAUAUCUAGAACAGUCCUUGUUGUGUAAAAAGUAUGUUUGCAGUUGUGUUACUCCCUUUUUAUCUUUCAAGCUUUUGUUGGAAAAUCUGGAGACUUUUGCGCCAGUAACAAUUUCAUAGCUGUCUUAAUAUAUGAACUUGAUAUUUUAUCACUAUUUUAUGACUUUAGCUCCAGUCUGUAACCUUUGACCUUAACUCAUUCUACCGACCCUACUGACCCUUCCUCAUUGGCUACUACUUCUCUAGUUUAUACCUGGAGUAAUGUAAUUAAAGAAUAAAUAUGUAGGGUAUUUUGCAUACAGUGUACAGUGUAAUUGUGUUCCCUUUCCCCUCAUGUUUAUAAGAAAUAAUGUGCCUCAGCACUAUAAUAAAGCAUCUCAUUACAAA